AUGUCUCUCCCUACCAGACGCAGGAGUCGCGCUAUCCUUGCUCCGCAUGUACUCAACCCCUACGAGGAGGAUGAGGAGAUAAGUGCGGUGCAUCGCAAAAGUCGCGGUCUUGACGCCGUCUCUUCCGCGCCACCACCACCGCGGCGUGCGCCGUCAGGGGCAUUGAGGCAUCAAAAAGUGCCGUCGCCGAUACGUGUGCCGCGUACACGUGCGCCGAGGCCCUCGAAAACCGUCGUGAGGGUUGAUGCAGACGCUGUUAGUGUGUCAACUGUUGCUGACCCUGUGACAACCGUGGCGUCGUCGGCACGAGAUGCCUCUUGCCGUGAAACACAGCGGCCGUGCUCCGCGCCGUCGGUUCAGCACACACGUCACGCAUCGCUCUCCACACAUGACGUGGAUCACCGGAACGCGGGCACAACGCGUGAACUGAGUGAUGUAGGCAGUGCUAGGCGCGACGGUGAUGAUGCGGCGGAGGCGCAUCCCUCACAAACUGAGCCACAAGGCCACCAUUGGCACACACCGUUUGUCGUUCAAAGUGCAGUCACCCAAGAUAAUCCCUUUCGCACUCAGACAUUUGAGGCCUUCUGCUGCGCUCCAGAUUACACUGCACCAGCGGAUUACCGCAUCUACCAAGGUGACAACGUUGCAUCCAUGGGAUAUCAACGCACAACGGAGGGAGAAUUGCGCGAACAACGUGUUGUUGAUUCUUAUUCUCUCAGCCGAUUAGGUUCCACCACAUUCUCUCUAUCCAAAUACCUCGUCGUUGGGGCUGUCUUGGGAACCCUGCAGUCAGGCGACUGGUUUUACAAGUGGACUCAGCGUGGACGGGUGCAUGAACGGUAUGUUUGGCUGGAUGUGCAGCGUCAUUCACUGCUGUGGGGUCCGAGUCCACGCCCGGCAUUUAUUUUUCUCUCGCAUCUACGGAUAGAAUUAAUCAUCGAUGUACGCCCGGAAUGCAUGUUUGACGAGGCAACACAGCGCACGUUUUAUCGUAUUUUUUUAGUAACCGAACAACGCACCGUUGCGUUUGCCACGGAGGUGCGCGAUAAGUUUGAUGUCUGGUUUGACGCACUACAAAAAAUUGUUUUGGCCCACAACUCUUCACGACAGUGGGGCCAACUCUGGGGGUCGUCAAGCGCGGGGGAGGCGGCAGCAGCGGAAGGCAGGUGGAUCUCUCGCUGCAGCCCGGUACAUGCCGUCUUGCACGGCAAUGCAUCCAUCGGGCAGCUUGCGGGAAACGAGAAUGCCAUUAGCCACCCGCGCACUCAGGUCCUGCCAAGUGACUAG
Trypanosoma rangeli is the source of this 1287-nucleotide messenger RNA. RefSeq lists its product as uncharacterized. The coding region runs from base 1 to 1287 and encodes 428 amino acids. The record is from RefSeq and is a predicted model, not a curated record. Lineage: Eukaryota; Euglenozoa; Kinetoplastea; Trypanosomatida; Trypanosomatidae. Gene Ontology annotation, biological process: maintenance of protein location in cell cortex. Gene Ontology annotation, molecular function: protein binding; phospholipid binding. Gene Ontology annotation, cellular component: cell cortex. The transcript has a single exon.